GAUUCCCCAGGCUCUCAGAGACUGGUAGGUGCCUUGUUCCUUUUGGUGAUGAUGAGGGCACUGCUUAUCUGCAUGGCAAGUUGCCUCCUGGUGGUGAAUGGCGGAAACAUCAUCAAUCGCUGUGCCUUGGCCAAGAUGCUGCAUGAAGAGGACGUGGAUGGGUUUGAGGGCUACUCCCUGCCCGACUGGCUGUGCCUGGCUUUUGUGGAAAGCAACUUCAACAUCUCAAAGGUGAAUGAGAAUGUAGACGGCAGCUUUGACUAUGGGAUCUUCCAGAUCAAUAGCCAUUACUGGUGCAACGACUACCAGAGUCACUCGGAGAACUUCUGCCACAUGGACUGUCAAGAUCUACUGAAUCCCAACCUCCUUUCAUCUAUCCACUGUGCGAAAAAGAUUGUGUCUGGAUCAGGAGGGAUGAAGAACUGGGUAGAAUGGAGGUUGCACUGUUUGGGACGGCCACUCUCCUAUUGGAUGACAGGGUGUCAUCUGGGAUGAACCAGAGCGCAGAGUCACUGAAGAGUCACUCCAGGACCCCUGUUCUACUUGGAGAUUCUUCACUAUUUCAUCUUCUUGCCUUCACCUCAUAUUUUCUUCUCUUCCCACUCACAUGUAAAACUGACCAGAGUCCCUGGGGAAAA
Molecule: messenger RNA, 638 nt
Organism: Phodopus roborovskii (desert hamster)
Lineage: Eukaryota; Metazoa; Chordata; Mammalia; Rodentia; Cricetidae
Gene: Lyzl6
Product: lysozyme like 6
Exons: 4
Coding region: 49-495 (148 amino acids)
Biological process (GO): fusion of sperm to egg plasma membrane involved in single fertilization
Cellular component (GO): sperm flagellum; acrosomal vesicle
Molecular function (GO): lysozyme activity
Source: RefSeq, a predicted model, not a curated record